This is a messenger RNA of Pyrenophora tritici-repentis Pt-1C-BFP, 4585 nucleotides long. Lineage: Eukaryota; Fungi; Ascomycota; Dothideomycetes; Pleosporales; Pleosporaceae. The record is from RefSeq and is a predicted model, not a curated record.
AUGGCGGACCCCUCGCAAAGCGGGGAAUUGAACCAGCCCAUCCUCAACCUGACGCCAGAGGAGAAGCGUGUGUUCCAGUAUCUGUUCCAGCAGGCCGACACAGAGAAGCUGGGCGUCAUAACCGGCGAGAUUGCCGUCAAGUUCUUUGAGCGCACCAAGCUCGCACCAGCCGUACUAGGUGAAAUAUGGCAGAUUGCAGACACGGAGAACCGCGGUCUGUUGACCAUGGCGGGCUUCUGCCAGGUCCUGCGCCUCAUCGGACACUACCAGGCAGGCCGAGAUCCUGCGCCCGAGCUGGCGUUUAGACCCGCGCCGCUGCCUAAAUUCGAGGGCUUGAGUAUCCCGUCCGCCCCUCCCGCCGCCCCCAGCUUCUCCCCACAACCCACAGGUUCCAUACAACCUCAAAUGAGCGGAAACGGCCCAAUCCGCGUGCCGCCAUUAGUACCUGCCAAAGCUGCCGAGUAUGCAGGCUUGUUCGAAAAGUCUGGCGCCGUCAAUGGCGUGCUUUCUGGCGAGAACGCAAAAGAGAUUUUCGAAAAGGCGCGGUUACCCAACGAAGUCCUCGGUCGCAUAUGGAACCUCUCCGACACCGAGCAGCGCGGGGCCCUCAACGUGACCGAGUUCAUCAUCGCCAUGCACAUGCUAGCCUCGUACCGAACAGGCAACAUGAAGGCCCUCCCUACUGCCCUACCUCCAGGCCUGUACGAAGCCGCCUCUCGUCGAGGGCAACUCCAACCCCCACCAGGAGGACGUCCAGAUCAAUCCAUGGCCAUUCCACGUCAGUUCAGCGGCCAGCAGAAUGUGCCACGACAAUCGAGUCCGCUCGGACGCCAGCCAUUUGGAGUGCCACCCCCACCUCCCCAACCCGCCGGUAGCGACUGGUUGAUCAGCCCGCAAGAGAAGGCCUCGUACGACAAUCUGUUCAAGGGAGUGGAUACCAUGGGCCGAGGUUUCAUCACUGGAGACCAGGCAGUGCGCUUCUUCAGUGACUCUGGUCUACCAGAAGAUGUACUUGCAGGAAUAUGGGACCUUGCAGACAUCAACUCGGAGGGACAGUUGUCCAAGGACGAGUUCGCAGUCGCCAUGUAUCUCAUUCGCCAGCAACGGAAAGGAGACCAACUUCCCACAACGCUACCGCCUAGUUUGAUCCCUCCGAGCCUACGGACCCCCGCCAAUCAGGCAAUGCCAGUCACAGCCCCUCAACCUCCGCCCCCAGUGCCUCGUGCUCCCAAGUCUGCUGCCGAUGAUCUCUUUGGUUUAGAUGCUUUCUCUGCGCCAGUACCAGCUCCCCAGCAGCCGCAAUCGACAGGUGGUUCUGCCACUUUCAGCAAGCCCUUCGAGAGCGAUCCUUUCGGGAGCAAGCCAACUUCGUCCACUUCUCCAUUCCAGCCGCAACCGCGCAACCCCGCUUCCACCUUUAAGCCGUUUAUGCCUAGCUCUUCUUUUGGUCAAACCCUUACGGCACACUCUACAGGCCAGUCCGGUACCUCUGGCGCACACGCAAUUUCGACACCAUCUGCAAUGGACGACUUAUUGGGCGGAGAGACUGAUGCUGAGCUCAACAAGAAACUGACGCAAGAUUCUACUGAUCUAGCCAAUAUGUCCAACCAGAUGACAACCCUACGGAAUCAAAUGCAGGAAGUCCAAAACAAGAAGACAGCCACUGAGAGUGAUCUCAACAGCGUCACUACCCAGAAGCGCGACCUUGAGCUUCGUCUCUCGCAAUUCAAAACUCAGUUCGACCAGGAGGUCAAGGCGGUUAAAGCUUUGGAGGAUCGUCUCGCCGCCUCUCGCACGGAGACUCGAAAGCUGCAGGUGGACCUUGUGAAUAUCGAGGGCAUGUACCAGGAUCUCCAGAACCAGCACCGCCAGGUGGGAGGCCAACUUGAAGCGGACCAGCGCGAGAACAACAACUUGAAAGAACGCAUUCGUCAACUAAACGCUGAAAUUGGCCAGCUACGCCCGCAACUAGACAAGAUGAGGAAUGAUGCCCGCCAGCAGAAGGGUAUGGUUGCGAUCAACAAGAAGCAGCUUGCUACUAACGAGGGCGAGCGCGAUAAGAUCAAGAAUGAGAUGAACGACUUGUCCAAGUCUCAUGAGGAAGGCGUACGAAGCCCUCAAAUCCAAACACCUGCUGUAGUCAGUCCCGCAGCUUCCACGACAAGCCAGAGCACCAACCCAUUUUUCCGUAAGACGCCUCAACCUGCUACCGAGAACACCAUGUCACCGUCUGGCUUUGCGCGCGAGGGACCUCACAAGGACUUUGAUAGCGUCUUCGGCUCGUUUGGUACCCCUCAGAGCACUGCACCCUCUGUAUCCUUCCGUGAGAACCAGGGCCCUAGCUUCUCGGUACCAUCAGGCCAGUCGGAAGGUGGCCAGCGAUCGGAUUCAUUCAGCUCCUCUGUACGAGCCACUGCCCCUGCUAGCAGAUACGGUGGCCCCGGCGCUCCUGGCAAUGAGACGCCUACCAUUUCGCAGGCUUCGCCUGUGGGCACCCCCGUGCCUGAGAAGUCCACUGUCGAGCGACAAGAGACUGGCAGGACAGAGACUGAUAACUUCAACCCUGCAUUGUUUAACCGGAACUUCUCGGCGUCUCCUGUGGCCAGUGUGACUAGCGAUACUCAGCGCUCAACUACCAAGCCUGAGGACCGUAUGGAUACAUUCUCAAACUUUGGCGCACCGUCAGCUAGUGUGGACGUGCCUGGCGCUUUCCCGCGAGACGCCAUCACGCCGCUACAACAGAACCAAACCGGUGAGAGCGGCAUGAGUGGCCCCAACAGGAACAACAGCCGUGCAGACCCCUUCGGCAGCACUUCUGGUGAACAGCCACGUGGAGGAAAGGACGACUUUGACGCUGCUUUCGCUGGCUUCGGCCCUAGCCGCCAAACCACUGGUCCCGCAUCUAACACAACCGCACCUGCCGACAACUCCAACAGAUUCAACAAGGAGUUCCCCCCAAUUGAAGACCUGGCUCAUGAUGAUGACAGCGACAGCAACGAUGGACGAGGAUUUGACGACAACUUCACAUCUGCAUCACCUAAUCAGAAGCGCAUCAGCGCUGGGCAAGAGCAGCGCUCUCAGCAACAGCAGCGGCCAGGUACCGCCUCCAGCGACGAGCUUUACAGGGCUCCACCACCAACCACUCGCUUGGACUCCAACAUGAGUGGCUUGCCUUCUCCCGGCGCGCAAAAAACAAGGACCGGGUCGAACCAAUUCCCUCCAGAAUUUGGUGGCCUUCUCCCCGCUCGCGAGAACCCAACCUCUCCAGGUUCCCCUGACACCGCGCAAGGUCCCGAGAAGUCUUUCAACCCCCCUGGUGGCCAUGGAGCAGCUCUCUUUGGCGGUUCGUCCAAGUCUGCUACAACAUCACCACCUCCGCUCGACACACCAUCAUCGACUGUCCCCUCCGACCAGUACCACUCUGCCUUGACAUACGGUAGUGCCGAAACAAACAAGGGCCCAUCCCCAUCCUCCAAUGUACCUCAGCUUGGCAAGUCUGCCUUUAAUGACGACUUCGAUGCUGGAUUUGAUGAUUUGGCCGAUGCCAAAGAAGAUGACCGCGUUGAUGAUGACUUUAUGUUCUCUUCCCAGAACCGGGAAGGUCUUGAUGAGUUCAACCCUGUGUUUGACUCACCCGCAGCCUCCAAGUCGAACACCAUGGCUUCGCAGCAGACCCCUACCGGUAAGCCUCGCGGUGAUGACAGCUUCAGCGACUUUGAACAUCUCUCGCAAACCUUUGGAAGCCAGCCCCAGCAGCCACAACCAGCUGCCUCAUCUCAAGACUGGGACGCCAUCUUCUCCAACCUAGAAGCGUCGCAGACGGACAAGGGUUCGCACUCGCAACAAGCGUCAACAGACUUUGGAAAGUCCGUCUUUGACACCCUUGAUAACGAAGAUGCUGCCAAAUCUCAAACCUUAUCGCCUCAGAUGCCUUCGCUUGGUCGUGCCAUCAGCUCUGGAACCGAACAUGACGACCCCAUCCUCAAGAAGUUGACUGGUAUGGGCUAUGGACGUAACGAGGCUCUCUCUGCGCUCGAGAAGUACGACUAUGAUAUCAACAAGGCUGCCGACCACUUGGCCUCUGGUGGACAGUAAUAGCGUGUUUAUCACAACGAGCCCACACAUACAAUCGACGCAACUUCUCUAUACCUCCCUCCUUCGAAAUCGCUCUCUUGUCUUGUAUGAGUACAUAUGUUUAGCAUAGCCUGCCCGCCACCCCCGGCCAAUCUUCAUACCCUUGAUUCGUUGGCUCUUCUCUUUGUUCUUGUUUUACUUGCACUCUCUCGGUUUUGUUGCGACCUAACUGUCUCUUUCUGUAUGUCUCUCCCGUCUUUUUGGUGUAUUGUUUUGUUUGUCUGCUUCUUACCAUUCCUCUUGUAGUGAAAAACCUUCAUUCACUUGUCGUAUGGAUGGUGUUCUUAGCCUUGAGACAGCUUUUGGGUUUCAUCUGGCUUGGACUGGGUCAGAUUGGGUUGGGGGAGAGUGGGAUGAGGGAAUUGCGUUUGAAGCGCUUUUUUAUUGUGUGUGUUUUUGCAGGACUGUUCGGUGCAUAUACUCUGCUCCCACUUAAUAUAAUCCUGUAACU